Messenger RNA from Mollisia scopiformis, 744 nucleotides. RefSeq lists its product as uncharacterized. Lineage: Eukaryota; Fungi; Ascomycota; Leotiomycetes; Helotiales; Mollisiaceae. The transcript has 3 exons. The record is from RefSeq and is a predicted model, not a curated record. Bases 1 to 744 code for a protein of 247 amino acids.
AUGCCUCGUCAAACCUUGAUGGCCAACCGACCUCAGACAUUUACAGUAUUCCCAAAACUUCCCGCGGAAAUUCGCCGUCUGAUAUUCGAGGCAAUGUGCAAGCCUCGAACGAUAGAAGUCUUGUACGAAGGCUAUGAGGUGAUCGACGCCCGAGGCUUCUACACUUAUGCUCCGUCCCCACCAGCUUUGGAUAUUUGUCGAGAAUCACGAAACACUGUUAUUAGUCGAUAUCCUCUGUGCUUUGGAUCAGUCUUCUUCCCUGCCACCGUACGAUUUAACUUCGAACUGGAUACCCUUUUCCUCGACGAGCAUUUCCGUGAGGAUCUUCCACAUCUAGUCAGUACUUUCAAGGACGCGGAAUUCAACGGUCUUCGAUAUCUCGCUCUUAGCGACUACUAUCUCGUCCCCUAUACGGACUCCGACCUGAGAUUGGAUGAAAAUCUGCAGAGGACAUUGGAGGCUCUCAAAUCGUUAAAAGAACUUCUGCUCGUUUUCGACGUAGAAAGAAUGAACUCUGUGCCAUUCCAUGCCCUACACUCCCGAAUAUGGAGGAGUUGUUUUCGGACGGAAGAGGCGGCAAAGCUUGGGAUGGGCCUUACCGCCUGGUGUAUGGCUGGAAGCAAUGUGAAGACUGGCCGGAAUAUCUAUCUAGAUUCGGAUGACAGUGACAACACGGAUUCUUCGGAAGUGGAACAGGACUUUUUGGAACAUCUCUCGGGCAAUGACACAGAAAGUGUGAAUUGA